Ornithorhynchus anatinus (platypus) is the source of this 2115-nucleotide messenger RNA. RefSeq names its product claudin 18 (gene CLDN18). Lineage: Eukaryota; Metazoa; Chordata; Mammalia; Monotremata; Ornithorhynchidae. Gene Ontology annotation, cellular component: bicellular tight junction; plasma membrane. Gene Ontology annotation, biological process: bicellular tight junction assembly; cell adhesion. The record is from RefSeq and is a predicted model, not a curated record. The coding region runs from base 81 to 866 and encodes 261 amino acids. Gene Ontology annotation, molecular function: structural molecule activity. The transcript has 5 exons.
GGCUACCGGGGACCGGCACCAAGGCAGCGGCCGGAGAGGUCGGAGGCGACGGGGCCGAGGGGACCGACAGGGGAGAGACCAUGUCGACAACGCUCUGCCAGAUGAUGGGAUUCAUCCUCUCCACUCUGGGAUUGGCGGGAAUCAUCGCCGCCACUGGGGUGGACAUGUGGAGUACUCAGGACUUGUACGACAACCCGGUCACUUCGGUAUUCCAGUACGAAGGGCUCUGGAGGAGCUGCGUAAGACAGAGCUCCGGUUUUACCGAAUGCAGGCCUUACUACACCAUCCUCGGACUGCCAGCCAUGUUGCAGACUGUGAGAGCCCUGAUGAUCGUGGGCAUCGUCCUGGGGGCCAUCAGCCUGCUGGUGUCCAUCUUUGCCCUGAAAUGCAUUCGAAUCGGCAGCAUGGAGGAUUCCGCCAAGGCCCACAUGACUCUGACCGCCGGGAUCCUGUUCAUUGUUUCUGGUCUUUGUGCUAUUGCCGGAGUAUCUGUAUUUGCCAAUAUGCUGGUCACCAACUUCUGGAUGUCAACAGCUAACAUGUAUUCUGGAAUAGGUGGUGUGGUUCAGACUGUUCAGACAAGGUACACCUUUGGCUCGGCUCUGUUUGUUGGCUGGGUUGCGGGAGGCCUGGCUGUUGUCGGAGGGAUCAUGAUGUGCAUUGCUUGCCGAGGACUGACGCCAGAGGACACCCACUUCAAAGCCGUGUCCUACAACGCGUCUGGCCACAACGUCUCCUACAAGUCCGGGGGAUUCAAGGCUGGCACCGGCUACGCCUCUGAAGGGAGAGGCAAAAAAAUCUACGACGAUAGUGUCCGUGAUGAGGCGGGGCCACGCUCCCAGCCUUCCAAAUACGACUACGUGUAGAAGCGAAGAAGGGUCAAAGACACGCUAUCGGCUCGACCUGAGAAAUGCGCCGGGAGAAAUCCACGGCAAACGGGAGCCCGGGAUAUUUAGCUUCCAUUCAGGUUCCCGUGUUCCUGUUGGUUUGCUGUGCAGAUGUUCCCCGGGUGGGGUGUUAGGGUGUCUUUGAUCUCAAUUUUCCCCGAUGGUGAUAGCUGGAGACGGACCAGGACCGAACGUCUCAACGUCUCUCUCGGACGAAUCCAAAGAACGAGAGAUAGUUUUGAACUCUGAGAUAAAUCCAGGCGGCGAGGCUGCCACAAUCCCUAUGUUUUUUUACUUUUAAAAUUGUUUUUCUAGCAUUCUUCGACAGGAUGAGACAUAGAAUGAGGCAGGGCCUGCCUUGACCCCUUGAGGGCAUCCAAUUUGGAGUAUGGGUUGGGGACAUGAACAAAUAACUGUAAACCCCCAUUCUCUCUUGUUCAAGAUUUCAUGGAAACAAAAGAUAGGAGAGCUUCCUGCUUCCUUGUUGGCUACUCAGCCUCUCCACACCACACUCUGCUAAAUGAGGCACCAGAUUGGCAAGUUUGCCUCACUAAAAUCGAGGUCCUGCCCCUUCAAAUGGCUGUAUUUCCUUCUUUCACUUCCAAAGACCUUCAGAAAGCAUGGGGGAUUGUCCCCCAUCAAAGGCUUCACAGAAAAAUCAGAACAAGGGGAAAAGCCAAGCCUUUUCAAGUCCUUUAUCUCGAAGCUGACAGCUAGUGGAUUUCACAGAGGCUUGGGAGCGAUAUUAUUAUUAUCUUUGCUUCUUGAGAAAUGUAUUUGGGUCCAAAAGGAAGUCAGUUUGGAGAGGUCUUGCCCACCACUAAUACAGCGACCUUGGCUUGGAGGAGCUCAGAUAUAGUGCUAUAUUUUGGAUGGGUCUAGAGAAAAGGAUGAGAGAAGGCGAUCUCAGUUGGACAGGGAAGAGGAACCAUUUUCUAUUCCCUAACCCCAUGGUUAAAAUCCGAUCGACUAGUGAAUUAUUAAAACAAUAGCAUAUCUUUGCAAUACUAUUUCAUCACAGGAGUUUAUAAGGAGGAAACAGAAAGAAUGCCAUAUGACUUUAUACUUUAUUCAGGCCUAUUUGUUUUUAAAGUCAACCAGCAUUCUCACCCUCUAGAGCAAGGUACUGACAUCCCAAGAUUAACUCAAUGAAUAAUGUGAAAAACAGUUCUGCACAGAUAAGUAAUUACAAGCUUCUAAUCCUGGCUCUGCCACAUUUAAUGCGUGA